Messenger RNA from Eruca vesicaria subsp. sativa (arugula), 1844 nucleotides. NCBI's taxonomy places the organism in Eukaryota, Viridiplantae, Streptophyta, Magnoliopsida, Brassicales, Brassicaceae. The record is from the annotation of a GenBank genome assembly.
CAUAAACGUGUUUUAAGAGUUUCCCAGAAGUUUCCAAGAAAAGUCUUCAUCUUCUUGAUUAAUCAUCUUCCUCUCAGAUUUCGAUAUUGACCCGUCGGUGUAUAAUCAUCUCUCCUCUGUGUUCUCUCUCUCUGACCAGAUCUCCACCAAGCCGCCAUGGAUCUCCAGCCAGAAGAGCUCCAGUUCUUGACGAUUCCUCAACUCCUUCAAGAAUCCAUCUCAAUCAAGAAACGAUCUCCGAGAACCUUCUACCUCAUCACCUUAUCCCUCAUCUUCCCUCUCUCCUUCGCCAUCCUCGCUCACUCCCUCUUCACUCAGCCUCUUCUCGCCAAGCUCGACACCUCCGACCCGCCUAACUCCGAUCGUUCACGCCACGACUUGACCAAGCUCCUCAUCUUCCAGUUCAGCUACCUCAUCUUCCUCUUCGCCUUCUCUCUCCUCUCAACCGCUGCCGUCGUCUUCACCGUCGCCUCUCUCUACACCGGGAAGCCAGUCUCCUUCUCCUCCACCAUCUCAGCUAUCCCCAAAGUCUUUAAACGGCUCUUGAUCACUUUCCUUUGGGUUGCUCUCUUGAUGUUCGCUUACAACGCCGUCUUCUUUGUCUUCCUAGUGAUCCUAUUCGUAGCUCUUGAUAUGAACAGUGUAGGCUUAGCGGCUAUUGCCGUGCUGUUAAUCAUUCUUCUCUACUUCGGUGUUCAUGUCUAUUUCACUGCGUUGUGGCAUUUAGGUAGUGUGAUCUCUGUUCUUGAACCUGUUUAUGGACUUGCUGCCAUGAGAAAAGCUUAUGAGCUUCUCAAAGGGAAGGUUAAGAUGGCUAUGGGGUUGGUCUUUGUUUAUCUUUUCCUCUGUGCCUUGAUUGGAGUUACUUUUGGAAAGAUUGUGGUUCACGGUGGAGAGAAGUAUGGGACUUUGACUAGGACUCUUGUCGGUGGUUUACUUGUUUGUGUUCUUGUGGUUGUGAAUCUUGUGGGUUUGCUGGUUCAGAGUGUGUUUUAUUACGUGUGCAAGAGUUAUCAUCAUCAAGCGAUUGAUAAGACGGCUUUGUAUGAUCAUCUUGGUGGCUAUCUUGGUGAUUAUGUGCCUCUUAAGAGCAACAUUCAGUUGGAGAAUUUAGACAUUUGAGUUCGGGGCUUGACCAGAACGAAGGAGGUCAAGAUAUGAUGGUACUGUUGCUUCCCUAUCUCUCUAUAUAUAUAUUGAGCUAUAUGUAAGAUUGGAGAGGAAGUGGAAAUGUGGAAUCUGAAUGAAGUAUUAGUAAUGUAAUGUUUAUGUAUAGACUCAGCACUCUUUGUUAGUGUUUUGAUCUGGUUAAUCCAUGAUUUUAAGGAUAUUUGAGUUUGAUUAUUCUGAAUUUCUGAUCAUUAUAGUGAAAGUUAACUCUUUUUUUCUUUGUGGGAGAUUUUACGUGGAUGUAAUAAACUUGGGGGAAAAUCCUGGUUCGUAGAUACUUAAAAUGACCAAGACUAGUUUUGGUGGGCUAGCUAGCUUUCAUGAGUAGGAUUUGACCUUUGCAAACUACGCUAAGUUUAGGCGUUGCUAAGCUUGAAUUUCACAAAACACAACCCAUUUAAAGAACCAAGAAUCAUCCUACAAGCAAGCAAACAAACAAACGACGCAAAGCUCUAACCCGAGCGAAACCCAAAUCUUUCAGUCCAGGACCACUAGGGACCCUGCUAACCGUGAGAAAACCAGUCCUGCCAACAAAAGUCGGAGGAAGCCAAAUUGAAACGAAAUUCUGAUGCACCAACUAGGAGAAAAUGGCUUAUUACGAAUUUCACUUUUCGUGUCGCACUUCUUCAAUUAUAUACGUGUCUAUUUCGUCGUGAGUUACAAGUAAAUUCAAA